Messenger RNA from Puccinia triticina, 1350 nucleotides. RefSeq lists its product as uncharacterized. The record is from RefSeq and is a predicted model, not a curated record. Bases 1 to 1350 code for a protein of 449 amino acids. Lineage: Eukaryota; Fungi; Basidiomycota; Pucciniomycetes; Pucciniales; Pucciniaceae. The transcript is spliced from 4 exons.
AUGGAGAACCCCCAAAAUUCUACAAGUCCAACCCAGACUUCGGCCUCUCCAAAACCUUUGUCUAUGCCAAUGGGCACCCCCGCCGUGCCUUCCAGCCAAGCUGCUACUCCUACUACCACGACCUCCAUGGCUACCCAAUCCAGCCUGCCCAAAUCUGUUGAACCCGUGGUCCCGGCAUUUGUUCAACCUGAUCUUGACAGUCGGCCUGUCUCGCCAUUGGCUCAACCUACUUCCGCUCCUGUACCGCAAGUCAAGAAGAGUCCUUCGCCAAGCACCAAUGUCCAACCAUCGGUCAAUACCACAGUCGUUACUCCAAGCACACCAGUCACCAAGACCGUCGCUCCUCACCCUGCCUCCAAGCAACACAUGUCUGCUGAUAUUACUAGCCUCAACACUACUGCCCAAAACAAAAUUCCAUUUGGAGCAAGCUCAAAUUCUAGCCAGCCUGAGAAGUCUGGGGAACUUGAACUACCCCAGCCCGUGAUGUAUAUCAUUAUCGCAGGCAUCGCUUUGGCUGUGUUUUUGGCAGGAUUUUUCAUCUGGUCGUGUGUUCAAAAGCGCAAAAGAAACCGUACCCGCAAGAUAUCAUUUACGAUGUCUCAAGCUUCUGAAAAAGAAUGGGGCACUACUAAGGAGAUGGCUGAAGGAAUGGAAAACGUUUACCGACACUCAAUAAUCACGUACGACCCCAAGGCGCAGUCGAAGCUUCUCUAUGAAGACCUGGACUUCGGCCCUCUCAUCACCUCUCAAAUUUCAAGCCAAAAAGAACUGAAUCAAUACAAGAAAGACACGAUCGUCUGUCUGACUGAUGUGUAUGGAAGCACUAAGGGAUGGAAUGGCUCAGAAUUUGACUACUUGAUGACCUCACCAAGUCAAUUCGCCCCAGUGAGUGCCCCUCCGGGCUUCAUACGAACCAGUCCCGAACAUAUAGCUUCGCUACCCAAGGCACUGCUCACCGGGAACCAUCUAACGGGUACGGGUCACCAACAGACGGUCCCAGGUUUCCGCCCUUACGCGUCGCCAUCAGGCCGAUUGUUGGUCCAACCGCUCUCUUCCAUCAAGAUGAGCCCGGCUGAAGCCUCCAAUGAGCUCCAAAAGAUCGUCAACGCUCAAAGAAACUACGAGGACUCGUUCGACAAUACCUUCGACUCUCCACAACUCUCGGGAACCUACGAUGAUACUCCCAUUCAAACCAACCCUGAACAUUUUCCUGUCCUUUUGGGAAGCUUCCCUGCUGCGCGUAAACUAUCUUCCGCCUUUUUACCCGGGGCCGAUAAGAGCUUGCCUAAAGAAGCCAUUCAACUUCCCCUCCCCAGGUAUAAUUUGAAAGAGACCUCUACUCGAAAUUAA